GACGAAUUGUGCUUGCAUCAUACCUCGUGCAUUCUUUAGGCUUCUAUCCAUCACCCUGGUAUCCAGACUGACUGCCUUCGCGAAACGACCGACACUGACGACGACUUCUCUUGCGCCGACCUCCCCACAGAUUCUACUGGGUGACAUUCCGAGUCUAUAAGGCUCAGCCUACGACAAAGCCCCGGUUGCUUCCCCCGACCCCGCUAUCAGCGGACGAGCCCCAGCGUCCAGGCCUAGAUCAUCUGCCACCUCCGUCCCGCCACAACGUCCUCGAUAAGCGACCACGACGCUUGACUCCCCUCGUUGCAUCUCCUUUCGAACCCUCUCCCCUCGUACCCUCCGAUACAUCAAUAAGGCAACAUGUCUGGCUGGGGCCUGGGCUGGUUUGGCGGGGCCUCUGCUCAGAAGCAGAAGAACAACCCCAAGAAUGCCAUCCUUGCGCUGCGGUCGCAGCUCGACAUGCUGCAAAAGCGCGAGAGGCACCUGCAGAACCAGAUGGAUGAGCAAGAUGGCCUGGCCCGGAAACAUGUCACCUCAAACAACAAGUCUGCCGCGAAGAUCGCACUGAAACGCAAGAAGCAGCACGAGCACAGCCUCGAACAGACUGUAGCGCAGAUCGGAACGUUAGAGCAACAAAUAAACGCCAUCGAGUCCGCCAACAUUAACAAGGAAACGCUUGCGGCAAUGGAGAAGGCCAGCGAAGCGAUGAAGGCAAUACAUGGCAAGCUCACGCCCGAGAAGGUGGACGAGACUAUGGACAAGCUACGGGACCAGAACGCGCUCAGCGAAGAGAUCGUCAAUGCCAUUACGAGCAACCAGAUCGGGGACCCCAUCGACGACGACGAGCUGGAGAGGGAGCUCGACGAUUUACAGCAGGAGGAGCUGGACGAACAGAUGCUCAAGACCGGGACAGUUCCAGUGUCGGAUCAGAUCCAGCGAGUCCCCGCCGCACCUCAAGACAUCAAGGGCAAGACGCCGGUUGCACAGGAGGACGACGAGGAGGAGGAGCUGCGGAAGCUGCAGGCCGAGAUGGCCAUGUGAGAGGCCCCGGAUGGCCAGGAGGGCAGAUACGGUGUCAGGAGCAUAUAACGAGGGCAUGUCCAGAGACGUUUUGGCCUGGUGACAGAAGUAGACAAGGAGACUGUCCAGAGCAGAUGGGCGUGAUGAACUGCUUCCGGAAAUCCUUCCGCGACUGGCGUUGGCGUACAGGAGGCUGCAUUCGUGAUUGCGAGGAUAUCAGGGGACAGAAGGGAGGCAGCCAGCUAUACAAUUUCCGAGCCACAUUGAACGGUACGUUGUACUGCCUGCGCAUCUGUGCUUGACAGUCCGACUUAUUAGGAGAUUACAUGUGGAGGGCUGCAUGGGGCACCAUAUUCGUGGCGCACAGGUCAUAUCAUACCUGAUCAGCCCAAGAGCUGCGUAGCCAAUAGACUGAAGUGCCGAAUGUGUUAGCAGAGAGCACUAUAGAGAGCGUAGAACCUCGACCUCACUACCGCCAAGGAUCCGAGUUCAAGUUGGGCAGCACCAAAGUCGGGUGUCAGCGUGUCUGGAUGGCAGGCGAGGCUGUCAGCAGGCAAAGAGUAGCUGCUCAGCCUGACCUCCCAGUCAGGCGGGCCCUUCUGUUGGGGGGUGGAGAUGCUUGCUGCAUCCAGACUGUGGGACUGGUUCAUGCUGUGUCCACUAUCUGUCAAUAGUCGGGCUCGCAGCCGGCAGUGGGUGUCAUGUUUGCUUGGCCAAGUAAGCUCUGGCUACGCGUAAGGUAUCAGACCGAUAUGUGUGUGGAGGCAAUGGAGGUUAGACGAGUAAGGACAUGAUGGAGUCGAC
Molecule: messenger RNA, 1824 nt
Organism: Diaporthe batatas
Lineage: Eukaryota; Fungi; Ascomycota; Sordariomycetes; Diaporthales; Diaporthaceae
Exons: 4
Coding region: 361-1041 (226 amino acids)
Biological process (GO): vesicle budding from membrane; late endosome to vacuole transport via multivesicular body sorting pathway
Cellular component (GO): ESCRT III complex; multivesicular body; cytoplasmic side of plasma membrane
Source: RefSeq, a predicted model, not a curated record